This is a messenger RNA of Penicillium cinerascens, 927 nucleotides long. Its product is annotated as AN1-type zinc finger protein. Gene Ontology annotation, molecular function: zinc ion binding. The transcript has a single exon. NCBI's taxonomy places the organism in Eukaryota, Fungi, Ascomycota, Eurotiomycetes, Eurotiales, Aspergillaceae. The record is from RefSeq and is a predicted model, not a curated record. Bases 1 to 927 code for a protein of 308 amino acids. Gene Ontology annotation, cellular component: cytoplasm.
AUGUCUCCCGUCAGCAUAUCAAAGGGAGGCGGCGCCUCCAACCCCAACGAAUCCUUCACGCAAAUGACCGACACGGACCUAGAAGCAAUCGGCCGCCACUGCCAAUUCGAAUACUGCGGCCAGCUCGACUUCCUACCCUUCCGCUGCGAAUCCUGCCGCAGUACCUACUGCCUCGACCACCGCAGCGAAACAGCCCACAAAUGCCCCAACGCCGGCGAAUGGGCUCGCCGACGCGCAGGCAUCAACCAAGAAAACCGAGUCGCGCCCGAGAAACCCAACAUCUAUAACUCGGACCAGUGCUACCAUGCCUCCUGCAAGACGCUUAUCAAUACACUCAAGGACCCGGGCGUGCGCUGUCCGAACUGCAAUCGCCAGUACUGUCUCAAGCACCGGCUGCGCGAGGAACACGACUGCGCCAAGCUUACCCCGCUGGGCGCGCGGCAAGGCGCGGCGAAUGAUACGAUCAAGUCGAUGUUUGCGCGCGUGCGCAGCUGGGGCAAGGAGAAGCAGGCGGCCGGCGCGAAUCUUAUUCCGAAGCCCAAGGUCAAGCCGAACAGCCCUGCGGCGCGCGCGGCUAGCGUGAAUGCUAUGAAGCGCGCUGCGAAGGGUGACGCUGGGGUUCCGGCUGAUAAACGGCUGUAUGUGCAUGCAGUUGGUACGGCGGAUACGCAGGCUGCGGAGCCGCCGGCGGGUGAUUUCUAUUUUGACUCGAGGUGGAAGGUUGGUCGGGUGUUGGAUGAUGCGGCGCGGAGGUUGCAUGUUGAGAAUUUGAAUAAUCGCGUUGGAGGGGAGGAGGCCAGGCUGCGGAUCUUCCAUGUGGAGUCUGGGGAUUUCUUGGAGUUUUCGGAUUCUAUUGGGGGAAAGGUCAAGUCGGGGGAUACGAUUGUGUUGUUACGAGGCGCUGGGGUGGUUUUGGAGAACUCAUGA